AUGAAGUUGACUUUUUCCACAGAUCGAAUUCCCCAUGCCUCUAUCUCAAAUGAGGACGGACAUGUCCUCUACCAUGUUAUUACCCCUGGCGACCCCAAGCGGCCAGACACUUCGAGGAUAUACAGGGCGCGGGCGCCGAGAUCGCCAGCAUCCCAGAGCCCCCUGGUGGACAGAGAAUCUCAGACGAGCACCAGAACAUCUCUAUCGAGCUUGAAAGAGAGCCCUGUCUCCCCCCAGACUGGCCUGCCUGGGCGGAAGGUGCCAACGGAGCACGAGCUCUUCGGGAUGGGCUUCGAGGCCAUGGCCGAGAUCGAGUGGCACUUCAUACGGCCGUGCCAGUUUGCUUGGCUGGGAGGACCGGUCGCUGGCGCACUCGACAGUGGUAAAUGUGACUCGCCGACGUUCAUCCCUAGCUGCGACUUUUGGAAGAGAGAGCGAACGUUCCCCGCGCCUGAUGGAAAUAUGUACCGCUGGAAAACGGGAUCGUCGUCAGUUCUAUACCGCGAUGAUGACAGAAGCGGCACACCCCGCCCCGUUGCAGAGUACCACUCGAAGCGCGACUCGCAACGCGGAUACCUCGAGAUCGACCUUCCACCUUCGUAUGAUCCUGAACUUGAAGCGGGGUCAGAUCCAACAGACUUGCGAUCCUCAACACCGACUGACAAUGGCGACGCUGAGGCGACCGCUCCGAGCUCCAUCGAGACGAAGGUCAAUGGUAUAGACGGGGCCGAUCCGGAUAAAACCAUGGUUGAUCUCAUUGUCUUCACGUUCAUCUACGUCGAGAAGCUCCGCCGCAAUCGAGAUUUCACCAAGUCCGACGGCGACGAGUAGUUCUGGUUUCUGCGUAGGCAAUGGACCGUCCGUGAAUUUUUAUCUGCUAUAUACCCUUUUCCAUCAUUUCACUAUUGUCGAUGUUGUUUCUCUGGGCAUCGUCGUCGCCUUUUAUGCGAGCUUCAACCUACCUUGGAAGUGUACACUUUUACCUUAUUAUGCACAGUACCGCAAACCUGUCUCUCAGACUAGACAUGAAUAAUGAGAAGGCC
Coniophora puteana RWD-64-598 SS2 is the source of this 1043-nucleotide messenger RNA. RefSeq lists its product as uncharacterized. The coding region runs from base 1 to 831 and encodes 276 amino acids. The transcript is spliced from 3 exons. Lineage: Eukaryota; Fungi; Basidiomycota; Agaricomycetes; Boletales; Coniophoraceae. The record is from RefSeq and is a predicted model, not a curated record.